CAAAAUUGUUAAGGGACAGACUUUGCUGCUGCUACAGCUUAGAAGAGAACAAGCUGCUCUGCUCUGCUCGAUCGUGCAGUCAUCAAGUAGAAGAAAUUUGAGUUGAAAGAAAUUGAGGAACACAGCAAACUAGCAAGCAUCUGGUGCAAUGGGAGACAAUAGUGGUGAUGAAUAUGUGUCAGUUGGUGCAGUACCUCCUCCUAGGGUAGAUAACUUCAAAAAAGUUUCUCUUUUGCCUCUUGUAUUCCUCAUAUUCUACGAGGUUUCUGGGGGACCAUUUGGGGUUGAGGAUACUGUUGGAGCUGCUGGUCCUCUUUUAGCCCUUCUAGGCUUCUUGAUCUUCCCAUUCAUAUGGAGUAUUCCUGAAGCAUUAAUAACUGCCGAGAUGGGUACCAUGUUUCCUGAGAACAGUGGUUAUGUGGUUUGGGUUUCGACUGCAUUGGGUCCUUAUUGGGGAUUUCAACAAGGCUGGGUGAAAUGGCUAAGUGGGGUUAUUGAUAAUGCACUCUACCCAGCUUUAUUUCUUGAUUAUUUGAAGUCAGCAAUCCCGGCUUUAGGUAGUGGUUUACCAAGAAUCCUAGCUGUGUUAGCUUUGACUGUUGUCCUCACUUACAUGAACUAUAGGGGGUUAACCAUUGUGGGAUGGCUUGCUGUUCUUUUAGGGAUUCUCUCAAUUCUUCCUUUUGUAGUUAUGGGGCUUGUGGCGAUUCCAAAGUUGGAGCCUUCUAGAUGGUUAGAGGUAAAUCUACGUGAUGUGGACUGGAAUUUAUAUUUAAACACUUUAUUUUGGAAUCUUAAUUAUUGGGACUCAAUAAGCACACUUAUUGGCGAGGUGGACAACCCAAAGACAACUCUUCCAAACGCUUUGCUUUAUGCUCUGAUAUUGGUAGUUCUUGGAUAUUUCUUCCCUCUUUUAAUUGGUAUAGGCGCUGUUCCAGUCAACCGGGAGUUGUGGACUGAUGGGUAUUUCUCAGACAUUGCUAAAAUUAUUGGGGGAGUUUGGUUGAGAUGGUGGAUCCAAGGAGCUUCAGCAGUGUCAAAUAUGGGGAUGUUUGUAGCUGAGAUGAGUAGUGACUCUUUUCAACUUUUGGGUAUGGCAGAACGGGGUAUGCUACCUGAGUUCUUCGGCAAGAGGUCUCGUUAUGGAACUCCAUUGAUAGGGAUUUUAUUCUCAGCUUCUGGCGUGUUCUUGCUAUCAUGGCUAAGCUUCCAAGAGAUUGUAGCAGCGGAGAAUUUCUUGUACUGUUUUGGAAUGAUUUUGGAAUUCAUAGCAUUUGUAUGGUUACGAGUAAAACAUCCCACUGCAUAUCGGCCUUACAAGAUACCUGGUGGAACAGUUGGAGCCAUUCUUUUGUGUAUUCCUCCAACCAUAUUGAUCUGCACUGUGUUGGCUCUUUCUACACUUAAGGUAUUUCUUGUAAGUAUUGUUGCUGUGAUGAUUGGAAUUGUGAUGCAGCCUUGUCUAAAGUAUGUGGAGAAAAAGAGAUGGAUCAAGUUCUCUACUAAUUCUAACCUCCCAGUUCUAACAGGAACCCUCAUGCCACAAUGA
Molecule: messenger RNA, 1549 nt
Organism: Quercus lobata
Lineage: Eukaryota; Viridiplantae; Streptophyta; Magnoliopsida; Fagales; Fagaceae
Product: probable polyamine transporter At1g31830
Exons: 3
Coding region: 149-1549 (466 amino acids)
Biological process (GO): transmembrane transport
Cellular component (GO): membrane
Molecular function (GO): transmembrane transporter activity
Source: RefSeq, a predicted model, not a curated record